AUGCUGAGUUCACAGGCCCUCGAUGCUCCGGCGGUGAUUUUUGACAAUGGGUCCGGGCUCUGCAAGGCGGGCCUGUCAGGAGAGAUUGGGCCCCGACACGUCAUCAGCACCGUCGUAGGGCACCCCAAGUUCAAGAUGACCUCAGCCGGAGCCAACCAGAAGAAGUACUUUGUGGGGGAAGAGGCACUGUACAAGUACGAGAACUUACACCUGCACUACCCCAUCGAGCGCGGCCUGGUCAGCAGCUGGGACGACAUGGAGAAGCUCUGGAAACACCUCUUCGAGUGGGAACUGGGCGUGAAACCCUGUGACCGGCCGGUGCUCAUGACCGAGCCCUCCCUGAACCCCCGGGAGAACCGCGAGAAGAUGGCACAGAUCAUGUUUGAGACCUUCAACGUACCCGCCUUCUACCUGUCGGACCAGGCGGUGCUGGCGCUGUACGCCUCCGCCUGCGUCACGGGCCUGGUGGUGGACAGUGGGGACGGGGUCACUUGCACGGUUCCCAUCUUCGAGGGCUACUCCCUGCCGCACGCGGUCAACAAGCUGUAUGUGGCGGGGAGGGACAUCACAGAGCACCUGACCCGGCUGCUCCUGGCCAGCAGCCGCACCUUCCCCUGCUCUCUGUACAAGGCCCUGGUGAAUGACAUCAAGGAGAAGCUGUGCUUCGUGGUCUUGGAGCCCGAGAAGGAGCUGUGCAGGAGACCCGAGGACCCCCUGAAGGAGUACAAGCUGCCCGACGGGAACGUCGUCCACCUCGGGGAUCAGCUACACCAGGCGCCCGAGGCCCUGUUUGCGCCCGACCAGCUGGGCAUCCACAGCCCAGGGCUCCCCAAAAUGGUCUCCAGCAGCAUUGUGAAAUGCGACGCCGACAUCCAGAAGACGCUCUUUGGGGAAAUUGUGCUGUCUGGGGGUUCCACGCUGUUCCAGGGGCUGGACGACCGGCUGCUCAGGGAGCUGGAGCAGCUGGCUUCCAAAGGGACCCCCAUCAAAAUCACGGCGCCCCCUGACAGGUGGUUCUCCACGUGGAUCGGGGCCUCCAUCGUCACCUCGCUGACCAGCUUCAAGCAGAUGUGGGUCACCGGGGCGGAUUUCAAGGAGUUUGGGACAUCCGUGGUGCAGAGGAGGUGCUUUUAG
Messenger RNA from Echinops telfairi (small Madagascar hedgehog), 1134 nucleotides. It is a transcript of the gene ACTRT2, whose product is annotated as actin related protein T2. The record is from RefSeq and is a predicted model, not a curated record. The transcript has a single exon. Lineage: Eukaryota; Metazoa; Chordata; Mammalia; Afrosoricida; Tenrecidae. The coding region runs from base 1 to 1134 and encodes 377 amino acids.